This is a messenger RNA of Aureobasidium melanogenum CBS 110374, 513 nucleotides long. RefSeq lists its product as uncharacterized. NCBI's taxonomy places the organism in Eukaryota, Fungi, Ascomycota, Dothideomycetes, Dothideales, Saccotheciaceae. The record is from RefSeq and is a predicted model, not a curated record. Bases 1 to 513 code for a protein of 170 amino acids. The transcript has 3 exons.
AUGUUGUGCGAACGAGUCUCCAUUUCAAAUGCCCCAGCCACGAACCCGUCCCAAGGCGCAGACCAACAAGACAACCUUACUAAUGUGGCUGCACUCACUCUCCCAAGCUCCAAGUCCGGACUUGAGGAUGUGGCUCUGCAUGGUCAACGUGGAGGUCAUAGCCGAGAGUCAGGGUUGACGCGACAGACCCUGACACGUGCUCGGAGCUCGUCUACGAGCGCUGCCUACGAUGAAGCCCAAAACUUCUUCGAAUCUCACGAGAUUGGCGACCAAAGUCAAAAUCAUAGAGAAGGCAAGAGUCAGGCUGCGGACUCAAUCGAUGCAAUGACCAGGUCGAAAGCACUAGAGCUCGCAAUUGAGCUGAGUGCGAGUGCGCUAGAUAUCGCCAUGCGCAAAGAACAGAAGAUGGCUCAGGGGAGAUUUGACGCAGCACAGACCAAGUGCCCAUCAGGUCGUAAGGCAAGCAAAACUAGCCGCCAAGAUGCACGCAGGACUGAACAACCGCGCGGCUAA